This is a messenger RNA of Coregonus sp. 'balchen', 1969 nucleotides long. The record is from the annotation of a GenBank genome assembly. Lineage: Eukaryota; Metazoa; Chordata; Actinopteri; Salmoniformes; Salmonidae.
AUGCAGGACCCAGUGGCUGAGAUACAGAGAGAGGCUCUACCCUGGAGGGGGAACAGGACAGUGGGGGCUCUGGGAGGUACAUCAGGCCCUUCUCUCUCCAGGACUCCUCCCUGCUCAUCCCCCGUCGAAGGUCUGUAUGCUCCAGACAGCUACAGAUCCCUGGAGUCCCCCUGUCCCGCAGGACCAGCCCAGCCCCAGCCGCAACCCCCCAGCUCAGCCCCUCCUCAGCCCCAGAGACAUCCAGAGAAAGGUUACCUGGAGGGGAGAAGGCCUCACACAAGGAUGAGGCAGCAUGCUUCAGGAGCACCCCAGAGGAUAGGCUGGGCACUGUAAGCUGGGCAGCUGGUGGAAACAAGCUCUGGAGACCCGGAGGUCAUCCAGUGGCCUACUGCCUGCCAUAGAGCAGGUAUAAACCAUCUCAAAAGGUAGUGUGUUUGUUUUUUACUGUAUGUUUAUAUGCAAAUCAAUAAUUUUGUGUGCUUCAUAGUUCAGACUCCACAUGUGCACUAUUUUAUCUUAGUUUAUCUUAUGAUGAUAUUAUAAUGGAUCAAAACUUUUUUAUUUAACCUUUAUUUAACUAGGCAAGUCAGUGAAGAACAAAUUCUUAUUUACAAUGACGGCCUACACCGGCCAAAUCCAGACGAUGCUGGGCCAAUUGUGCGCUGCCCUAUAGGACUCCCAAUCACGGCCGGUUGUGAUACAGACUGGAAUCGAACCAGGGGGUCUGUAGUGACGCCUCAAGCACUGAGAUGCAGUGCCUUAGACCGCUGCGCCACUCGGGAGCCCGUAAGUAUAUCUUGGGAACCCACAAGUAUAUCUUACAUUUAGAAAACCCAUUUAGUGUCACAGCUACCAAAGGUCAAAUAAUUAAUAGUUCGUAAUUUUGCACAGAUUUGCCGAUAUAAAAAUGCUAAUUAUUUAUUGAUAUAAAUACAGAUGGUGUGUGUUUGUGUAUGAGUUUAUAUUGAAGAAUAAAUGACUCUAGUAACCUCUUCCUUUGUCAUUGUGACGGGGAACAUUAAGAGAGUUGCCCUUUAGAACAUUAGAUUGAUGGAGCAUUAGAAACAGCAGCAGCAGCAGCCCAGGAAGGAAACUUGUGUUGUUUGUCACAUCUGGCUGGAGACUGUACAGUGAGUGCCUCUCUUCAGAGUAAAUGUGUGUGUGUGUACGUGCAUGGGUGUGUGUGUGUGUGCGCGUGAGUGCAUGCAAUGCGUGCUUGUGUGUGUGUGUGUGGCCAUUGCUGGCCUGUUGCUGUCACUCAGUGGGGAGUCUGUGCCCGGAGUGGGACUCAAGUGCAUGUACUGGGGGGCAGGGGGUGAUGAAGGAUGAAGUGCAGAGAGGAGGUGGUGUACUGUAAUGUCAGACCAGGACUCUCAACCUUGUCACAGUUACUCAUCCAUGACCCCCACCCCUUGCUCUCCCUGGUAGGGAUCUGCCACUGGUGAUACCCAGAGCAGAUGGAGCUCUGCUGGGCCUUGCUGAUCACCGCUGGGCUGGGACAGUGAAGGCUGCUGAGGGGAGGACGGCUCAUAAUAAUGGCCGGAACGGCGCAAAUGGAAUGGCAUCAACACAUAGAAACCAUGUGUUUGAUGUAUUUGAUACCAUUCCACCAAUUCCGCUCCAGCCAUUACCCAUUAAGGUGCUACCAACCUCCUGUGGCCUGGGGGAACCACGGCCCCACACACCACACUGAUGCCCUGCCUCAUCACUGGGACCAGGGCUUAAGAGACUAACACACAGCAGGGGCCAAAUGUGGCAUUUAAUUAAAGCUCAGUUUGUUUCAGAAAAGAGGUGGCCCUGAUAUCUGUUCUAGGUCCAUUUUCUUACCUCUUGUGUCUCAGGAAAUGACUUUUAUUCAUCCACAGAAAAGAGGGGCUCUCUCGUUCCUGGGCGACCCUACUCCAACAGUCUGGUCAGCUUCCAGGAGUCUCCAACCAAGCAGAGAGGAGACAAGCGGGAGGUCAAAUAG